This is a messenger RNA of Aureococcus anophagefferens, 5547 nucleotides long. RefSeq lists its product as hypothetical. The transcript is spliced from 24 exons. NCBI's taxonomy places the organism in Eukaryota, Pelagophyceae, Pelagomonadales, Pelagomonadaceae. Bases 1 to 5547 code for a protein of 1848 amino acids. The record is from RefSeq and is a predicted model, not a curated record.
AUGGUCGACGCCGACGCGUCGCUCGCGGAGCGGCGCUGCUGGUGGCGCGAGCGGUUCAACGACGAGUUCGGCCGCUGGGACUACGAGGGCGCGGAGCACGCCGUCGCGGCCGUGCUCGCGCGGCUCGGCGAGGAGUCGCCGCCGUUCCACGGCCUCGUCGGCGAGGGCCAGGGCGGCGAGCUCGCGGCCAUCGUGCUCGCGAUGCAGAUCCGGAACGAGUUCCCGCCGGGCGUGCCUAAAAGCCUGCGCUACGGCUGGAUCCAGAACGCGUCGAGCCCCCGGGACGCGCAGGCGGGCAAGGCCCUGAAAGACAAGGAUGUAUUACGGAACCGGCCCGGCGGCGUGCCGUCCAUCCUCGUCACGGCCUACGUGCGCGACGACGCGUCGGACCCGCGGACGACGGGGCCCUGCCACCUCAGCGAGCGCCUCGGCUCCGUCUUCGCGGCGCAGUAUUGGGGCGAGGACGGCGCGCCGACGUGCCUCCUGCCGCCCGAGGACGCGCGCGAGGACGACGUGACGGCCUUCGUCCAGUCCUUCUUCGCGCCGGGCGCCGACGACCGCAUGCGGCGCAUGUGCGCGGCCUGCGGCGCGCGCGCCAAGUUCUCCUGCGGGUCCUGCAAGGCCGCGCGCUACUGCUCGCGCGAGUGCCAGAAGGACCACUGGGGCCUCCACAAGGACGACUGCGCCCCGGCGGCGGCGGCGCUCGCGGCGCGGGACGCGGCGACGGCCGCGGCGCUCCGGAAGGCCGCGGACGACGCGAUCGGCCCGGACCUCGGCGAGCGGCCGGACCGGUCGCCCGGGGAGUUCGUCCGGCUCACGGACAUGUUCGAGGAGCUCGAGCGCGAGCAGGAGGCGGCCCUCGGCAUGACGCCGCCCGACGACGCGCCGCCCGUGGACCCCAAAGUCUACGAGGAGCGCCACCCGUCCGACGACGAGUCCGACGGCGACGACGGCUACGUCGUCGACACGUUCAUGACCCAGGGCGCCGAGGAGGCCAAGGGGCCCGUCGAGGUGCUGAUCGAUUUGUGUCAAGCCAUGGCCAAGGACAAGGCGUCGACGCGCAAGCCCCGCCGGCGCAACGCCCGGGCGCGCGACGACGGCGGCACGCGGCGCGCGACGGAAGCGACGCCGCCCGUCCGGGCGUCGAAGCGACUGUCCGUGCAGGUGUCCGCGGCCGCGUCCGCGUUCCUCGUCAACUUUAGGCUCCGGCUCGACGCGAUCGCGUCGAUCUUCGUCAACUACCACGAGGAGCGCGAGGCCUUGGUCGAGAAGACCGAGGCCGCGGACCUCAUCGAGCAGAACGUCGCCGAGAUGAUGGGGGUCGUGUACCGCGGCGCGUCCCCGCGCACGGAGUGGAAGGACGACGCGUCCGCGGAGGACGAGGGCCGGUCGCGCAAGCACCUGUCGGCGCGCGGCGCCGCGACGCCCCCCGACGGCUUCGGGGCCACGUCCAUGUUGCUCAUCCAGUUCGUCGUGCUCCCGCGCAAGAUGGGCACGGGCCGCGACUCGCUCGAGGCCGCGGGGCCCCUCGAGGCCGCGCCGCCGGCGCCGGCGCCGCGCCGCCGCGCCGCCGCGUCCAAGAAGCGCGUCGUCGACGACGCCGACGCGGACGACGAGGACGAGGCCUGGGAGCCGGGCCGGCCGUCGAACAUGGACCUCGACGACGACGAGCAGGAGCAGGCCGCGAAGGCCAAGCGCAAGCUCAAGCGCCGCUCCAAGAAGAAGUCGGCCAAGGCCAAGAACGCCGCCGGCGCCGCGCCCCACGCGCCGGUCUCCGCGCCGCCCGCGGCCGCGGCCGCCGCGCCGCCCGAGCCCUCGACGACGAUCGCGCCCGCGGCGACGCAGCCGGUCCCGGCCCCGGCCGCGGCGGCCGCGCCGCCGCCGCGCCCGCUGCCCAAGAUCCGCGUCUUCCCGCAGCUCUCCGAGGUCCAGAAGGCGCGCCUCCGCAUGAAGGACCAGGAGCACAUCCGGCGCGCGGCGCGGCUCCACGCGGCCGUCACGCAGGAGCAGGAGCGCAACGCGUUCCUGGAGCGCAUCCAGGCCGAGGAGGUCCGCCGCGAGCAGGCCCGCAUCGCGGCCGCGCGGCCCGUGCCGCCGCCGCCGAACCGCGCGACCGGCGCGGACGACGACAGCGACGAGGGCUGGGAGGAGAGCGACGAGGACGAUCCCGUCGAGGACCUCAUCCACCGCGAGCGCAUCCGCGAGCGCGACCUGCUGCGGACGCCCGGCUGCCUCGCCCUCGGCCGCAAGGCCUUCCGCCUCGAGGACAUGCCGCGCGUCACGGAGCGCGACCGCGAGAUCCUGCGGCGCGUGCUCUACAUCCUCCGCGAGGCCGAGCGGCGCAACUGCGGCGAGCUCGAGGUCCCGCGGCCGCGCGAGUGGGCGCUCUCCGAGCUCGGCGACACGAUGACGACGGAGGCGAUCCGCGCGCGCUUCGACCUGCGGCGCGACGACGGCGUCUUUUUUUGUGUGCGCCUCCAGCGCCUCUUCCCGAACCACGACUUCCGCCUCUCCUGGUCCGUGCGCUUCAACGUCGUCGUCCAGACCAUCGACGCGAUCGCGCUCGACUCGAACCUCGAGCUCACGCGCGUCGACAUGGAGGUCCGCCGCUCCACGGUCGGCGUCUACGAGGACUCGCUCGCCUGCCAGCUCCUGGGCCAGACCUACUACGUCCACCCGGACAAGACGAUCAAGAUCACGGUCGACCUCGUCGUCACGAGCGAGGUCAUCGGCGCGUUCCCGCGCACGGCCCCGAGCCGCGCCGAGGUCCAGAUCAAGGAGCUGGGCUUCCACUUCGUCGACCCGCUCGCGCCCAUCGCGGAGAAGGAGAUCGUGCCGCGCGUCCGCGUGUUCAUCCCGUACCUCGGCAUCGAGGGCUGGAUCAGCAUCACGUUGGACGACGGCCACCUCAUCGUCGAGCUCAAGUACCUCCAGGCCAUGCACGUCAAGAACCGCAUGCUCAAGAAGUGCUGCUACACGCUCUACCUCCUCGAGCUCGCGGACAGGCUCCGGGGCGAGGCCUCCCGCGAGACCCUCAAGACGGCGCGCAAGAACGUCGUCGAGGCCGAGGGCGAGUACCAGCUCGCGCUGUCGAACUACCGCCAGAUGGAGCUCUGGUGCUUCUUCAAGCUCGACAUGGCCCUGCUCGCGCGCCCGACGCUCGCGGGCGUCAUCCGCAAGUUCGCGAACGCGAUCGCGCGCAAGGCCGCCGAGGCCCGCGGCGAGACCUUCGUGCCCACGCCCUACGACGAGACGGCCGUCGACGCCGUCGUCGUCACGGCGGUCUCGGCGCCGGCGGGCCCGCCGCUCAAGGCGCUCGAGGCCAUGUCGGCCAAGGAGUGCACCGCGGAGCUCGACGCCGCGGGCGUGCCCAAGAAGGGGCGGAACGUGACCAGCCACGGCGUCACGACCGCCACCGUCCGCGACCUCGUGCGCCGCCUCCGCGCCGGCGAGCCCGCGGCGACGAUCAAGGUCCCGCGGAAGCCCAAGUCCGCGGAGGAGCUGUUCGUGCUCGACAAGGCGGAGCAGCUCGCGUGCCGCGCCACGCUCGUCGCGGACGGCGCGAAGAAGGUCGUCUUCCAGUACGGCCGGCCGGGCAACGGCACGGACUACCUCGUCGCGCGCUGGCGCGGCCUCGCAGAGACGGACCCGCUGCGCCUCGAGUUCGACGAGCUCGCGCGGCGCGACGUCGCCGCGGCGGCGGCCGACGAGCUGCCCGUGGACCGGCUCCAGCGCGCGCCCGACCCCGGCCUCGUCAACAUGCCGACGAUCUGGCCGCGCAUGCGGUACGCGCAGCCGGAGUGCGGCGUGCGCUACCCCUACGGCUCCAAGCUCGGCCUCUUCAAGGGCCGCGUCGGCGGCGGCUGCUUCGGCUGCUGCGUCUGGGCCCAGUGCGCCGCGCGGCCCGAGGAGUUCCCGAACCUGCUCAAGGCCCUGGCGACGGUCGACGUCAACGACAUGGAGACGCUCCGCGCGCGGGCGCGCAUGUGCUACCGCGUCAUCCGCGACGCGAAGCGGCGCAUCGCGAACCAGCCGCCGCGGGCCGAGGACGACGACUGCCCCGCGUACUACGGCGUCGACUACGUGGUGGCCAACGGGAAGCCCGUCUGCCGCUUCACGGAGGCGCUCCGGUCGCUGGAGAACGCCUUCUCCGAGUUCAUGCCGGAACGCUUCUACGGCAUCACCGACUUCCACGUCCCCGAGGGCAAGUUCCAGGCGCUCGCCCAGAUCCCGGGCUCGGGCAACGUCUCCAGCGGCCGCAUCGUCUUCGGCACCUACGACUCCAAGGUCGAGGCCGCGGCGCACUUCAACAUCGGCACGACGGUCAUCGGCCAGAUCGUCUCCAUCCAGGAGAAGCACCGCAUCUCCGAGGUCGUCGUCGCGCGCAUCGAGGAGGUCAACGUCGCGCGCGCCGAGGCCGAGAAGCCGCUGCCGCCGCUCCACGUCGCGGGCGUGUCGCGGCGCCUCGAGCGCUACAAGGCCGACUUCGCGCUCCAGCUCAAGGAUUUGGCGUACGUCGAGGCCGCGGACGAGGCCUACCUGCGCGACCAGGCCGCGGCGUUGGCGCCGCCCGAGCCCAUGCCCGACGGCUCGCGGCCGCCGAUCGACGCGCACUCGCGGCGCGUCGCGCGCGCGGGCCUCGCGAACACGUUCGAGCGCAUGAUCGAGCGCCGCCGCGACCGCGCCGCGCGCGAGCGCGAGGAGGCCCAGGCGCGACGCCGCACCGCCGCGUCCACGGCCGCCGUCGCGAACUUCUACCGCGACCCGUGCGGCCUCCUCGAGCCGCGCGCGCUCGCGCCGCCGGGCCAGCCGCGCCGCGUCGCCAAGCUCUACGUCGUGCCCAACUGCGAGGUCGUCACGCCGCCGCCGCCGCCGAUCUACCACGUCACGGAGAACGGCGAGCGGCUCCUCGUGCUCUACGCGACGCGCGUGCAGCGGCCGCUGAUCCCCGCGAUCCAGCAGGUGCACAAGCAGCGCGCGGAGUUCCUCUCGCUCUUCGACGAGUCGGAGGUCGAGAUGGCCGCGGCCAUGUUCGACUCGCGGCCCAUCGAGAUCGCCCGGCCGCUGCUCUUCGAGUCCGAGGAGGACGCGGAGCGCCGCGCCGAGCCGGCCGCGCCGAAGCGCAAGCGCAAGUCGCGCAAGAAGAAGCGCAAGGCCGCCGCCGCCGCCGCCGCCGCCGCCGCCGCGGAGCGGGGCGACGAGGCGGCGCCCGCGGCCGACGGCGCCGCGGCGGAGCCCGUGGCCGCGCCCGAGGCGCCCGCCGAGGCGCUCGCCGAGGCGCCGCCGGCCGCCGCGCCGGCCAAGAAGAAGAAGAAGAAGCGGUCGCGCCGCCGCGGCCCCGCGCCGCCCACCGAGAUCUCCGAGUACGAGCGCACGCGCAUGCGCAACAUCGCCGCGGGCAACAAGAAGCUCUACUCGCUCGGCCUCAUCCACCCGCCGCCGGAGGUCGUCGCCGACCCCGAGCACUCCUGGUGGUCCGAGCGCGCGAGGACCCGCGUCUUUUUUGUUUCGCGCCUUCGACGCGCGCUCCCGCAGGCCCAGUCGUGA